AUGGAGAGAGGGUCCCCCACUGUUGUGAAAAGUAAGAGGCUGUCGGUACCACAGCGGGCUGGGAGGGCACGGUCUAAUUCGAGGUCCUCAGGGUCUCGCUCCCAGCAAGAAUACGAGCAAUUUGCGAAGGAGCUGGAUCCCGUUGCUGCAGCGACAGUGGCUCCUGUGACGCCGGUGGGAACACCCGCAAGGACGAAGCUGGAUCCAGCCAAUAAACUGAUACCUCCGCCGGCUGUAACUUCCAGGAACAAGUACACGUACAUCAUGGUGCUUAAGUCGCUGAAUGGGACGUUCGAGACGAAGUUCCUCGUGAUUCCACUCAAACCGGAUGUCCUCAAGCUGGGACGUCCAGUGGUCAACCCUGGCGGUGGUUCCGCUGUAGGGGGGAGUGCAAAGAAGGACACGGGGUCUCUUGUGAGAUCUGACAAUGGUAACUUCGACUCGAGGGUUUUAUCCAGGAACCAUGCAUGUUUAAGUUGCGAUGCGAAGAAUGGGAAGAUAUACAUACGGGAUCUGAAGUCUAGUAACGGUACUUUUGUGAACGGUGUCCGUGUAGAGUCCAAUGAUGUCGAGUUGAAGAUCGGCGAUGUUAUCGAUUUGGGAACGGAUAUAGACUCGAAGUUUGAACAUCGAAAGAUAAGUGCAUACGUUGAGGAGAUAUCAGUGAUACCACUUAUAAAUGGCGGAUUCGAUUACAACAAUAAUUCGCCUUACUCUGAAGAGGGCGACUCGUCGAAGGAUAAAACCAGCGGGAAGUCCGUACAGCAUUUGCAGUCUAACACGGGUCAUACACAGCCCACUGCACAAAAUAUAACAAGUGCAAUGUCCGCACAGAGGGCAGCGUUUGAAGCUGCAAUGUUUGGUGAUGUGAACAACCUCGAUUUGGAGGACGCAAUAUUAGGUCCGGAAACAGAAGUGCUGAGUGGGAUCUUUAUCAAUAAUGCUAUUGGAACUUCGCCGGAACUCAUCAACGUGAUCAAAACUUUGGCAUCGGAAAUUGCCUUAGAGAAGCAAGAGUAUUAUAAACUGAAGUCUAUGGAAAAUUUUAUGAUAAACUACACGACGAACUUGGAGUUUGUUAAUAAGCUGAUGAUAGAGAUGAAUGAUAAGCAGCUGGUUAAGCUACAAACAACUUUGAAACAAAAUUUCCUUGACAAGCAUGAUAAACUGGUAAGUGACGUGAAGGACCAAGUAACGAAAAUCAACAAAGAUAAGGAUCUUUUCAAAAAAACUUACGAAACCAAUGCCAGUAAGGACAAAGAACGGAUGAAUAAUUUGGAAAUGGAGCUCGAAGAUUUGAAGACUCGACUGGAGGUAGAAAAAUAUAAAACGGCACAACUUACCAAGCGACAGCACGUCCCUCCUGUCGAAGUUCCGUCGCUCGAACCAGAACGUAACCUACCUGUAACAGAUCAAGUGAAACCAAUUGAUAACGAGGACACACCGAAGGACGACACGCUACAAUCCAAAAAACCGCUACAAAACACAAAUAUUACAAAUAAUAAUGCUUCGGGAAAGGUGAUAACUGGGAUCCCAAACUCUCCAACCACUAAUGAAGACUCGAAUAAAAAGGGACGGGCAUACAAUUGGAGAAGCAAAAGAAUGAUGACGCUAUCUGCCGUCUCAAUUGGUCUAAUAGCAUACUUGAUAAAAUAUUCCUCCAGUUAA
Huiozyma naganishii CBS 8797 is the source of this 1668-nucleotide messenger RNA. It is a transcript of the gene VPS64, whose product is annotated as Vps64p. Gene Ontology annotation, cellular component: cytoplasm. The transcript has a single exon. Gene Ontology annotation, molecular function: protein binding. The coding region runs from base 1 to 1668 and encodes 555 amino acids. NCBI's taxonomy places the organism in Eukaryota, Fungi, Ascomycota, Saccharomycetes, Saccharomycetales, Saccharomycetaceae. The record is from RefSeq and is a predicted model, not a curated record.